CUGGGAUUACAAGCGUGAGCCACUGCGCCCGGCCUGUGAACUAGCACUUCUGAAGAUCCCAAGAUGUCAGCCCUGCCCCAGGAAUCGACUGAACAUUUGCCUCCAUUCCUGGACAUGGAUUCAGCUGGAGAGCUGCCUCUGGGGCCCGAGCAGUUCUUGGCUGCACAGCAGGAUUUAAAUGACAAGCUGACUCCGCAAGAAAGGCUCCCAGAGGUGCUUCCACUGCUGGAUGGGGAUCAGAACCAGGCCACAGUUCAGCUUCCUCGCCUCAAAAAUAAGGUUCAAACUGCAGAUCUAGAUCGGGCUGCAGGUCAUCAGGCAGAUGAUAUACUUGUUCCACUACACAGUAAGGUUUCAAAACCAACCAAAUUUGUUGUUUCGCCCAAGAACCUGAAGAAAAAUCUAGCUGAGCAUUGGAGCCUUGCUGAGAUUAUUGGGAUUCCACACCAAUUAUCCAAACCUCAGCGUCAGAAACAGACUUUGCAGGAUGAAUAUUUGAGUAUGGACACACUGUAUCCCAGCAGCCUGCCUCCAGAACUCCGGGUGAACGCAGAUGAGCCUCCAGGGCCACCUGAGCAAGUUGGACUUUCUCAAUUCCAUCUAGAGCCCGAAACUCAAAAUGCAGAGACCCUGGAAGACAUUCAGUCCUCUUCACUCCAGGAAGAAGCCUCAGCACAGCUUCCACAGCUCCCUCAGGAGGUAGAACCUUCAACCCAGCAGGAGUCCCCAGCUCUGCCUCCAGAGUCCUCUAUAGAGAGUCUAGCUCAAACUCCACUGAAUCAUGAAGUGACAGUUCAACCUCCAGGUGAGGAUCAAGCUCAUUACAACUUGCCCAACAUUACCAUUAAACCUACCAUGACUUCAGAGCCCCAAAAUGAGGCAGAAUCUGCCCAAGCCCAGAAGGAGGCCAAAAUUCAGGCUCCAGAGGAGGUGGAACCUUCUGCAACCCAACAGGAGGCCCCAACUGAGCCACCAGGUCCUCCCAUGGAGGCUGAACUUUCCCCCAGUGAGCAGGAGCAGCCAGCUCAGCCUUCUGAGUCUUCUGGGGAGGUUGAAUCUUCUCCAGCCCAGCGGGAGGCCCCAGCUCAGCCCUUAAUGUCCCCUGAGCAGUUUCAACGUUUGAAAGACCAGCAAGACAUAAUUCAGCAGCUAAGUAGACCUGAAAAUUAUGAACUUCCUCCAGUCCGUAAAGAGACCACAACUCAGCCUCCAUCUCAGCUCUCCCCAGACUUUGGAAGUUCACUGAAUGAUGAAGCAAUAGGUUCACCUCUAGAUGUGUCAUAUCUAGAUCUAGAUAGGGAGCUUACCAAACCUACAGCAGUCACUAUGGGGGUAGAACCUUCUCCAGCCCAGCAGGACAACCCUCCUAUUCUCGUUGAACAGGCUGACUUUUCUCUAGCCCAGCCUGAUCUCCCUUCCCUGCCUCUGCAUUCUCCUGAAAAGAUUGAAUCUCCAGUCCACCAAGAGGCCACAGCUCAGACUCUAGAUCCCCCUAAGGAGGCAGAACCUUCUCCAGUCCAGCAAGGGCUCCCAGCUGAGCCACCAGAGCCCCAUAAGGAGGUUGAACCAUCUGCAACCCAGCAGGAAGCCUUGGGUCAUCCUCGCAAGUCCACUGUAGAGGUCAGUCCACCACAGUGGGAGAUAGCAGCUCAGCCAUCAGAGCCACCUGAGAAGGUCAAACCAUCUCCAGCCCUACAGCAGGCCCCAACUCGGCUUUUAAAGCCACCUAAAGAGGUAGAAUCCUCUCCAGUCCAGCAGGCAGUCCCUGCUCAGUCUUCAGACCCUGCUAUGGUGACAGAACCCUCUCUGACCCAGCAGAUGGCCCCAUCUUUGCCUCCAGAGUUCCCUCAGGAGGUAGAACCAUCUGUAACUCAGCAGGAGGUUCCAGCUCAGAUUCCAGAGCCCCCUAUGGAGGCAGAACCUUCUCUGACCAAGCAGGAGGCCACAGUUCAGGCUCCAGAGUCCCCUAAGGAGGUAGAACCUUCAAGGCAGCAAAUGGUCCCAGUUCAGCUUCCAGAGCCACCUAAGGAAGUUGCUGCUCAACCUCCAGCUCAUUAUGAGGUGACAGUCCCAACACCAGGCCAGGAUCCAGCUCAGCACUCAACAUUGCCCAGUGUCACUGUUCAACCUUUGGGCCUGGGACUUUUCAUCAUUCCAGAAUCCAUGAUAGAGGUUGAACUUUCUCCAACCAUGCAGGAGACCCCAACUCAGCCUCCUAAGAAAGUUCUACCCCAACUUGAGGUUAAACCAUCUCCAACCACGGAGGAAACCUCAGCUCAGCCUCCAGACCCGGGGCUUGCCAUAACUCCAGAACCCACUCCAGAGAUUGGACAUUCCACAGUCCUGGAGGAGAAUACAGCUCCUCGUCCAGACCAGGUUCAGACUCUGCAUCGAAGCCUGACGGAGGUCACAGGUCCACCUACAAAGUUAGAAUCUUCGCAGGAUUCAUUGGUGCAGUCUGAAACUGCACUAGAGGAACAGAAGGCCUCCACAAGCACCAACAUGUGUGAGCUCUGUACCUGCGGAGAUGAGACUCUGUCAUGUGUUGAUCUCAGCCCAAAGCAGAGGCUCUACCAAGUGCCUGUGCCAGAGCCCAACACCUACAAUGGCAUCUUGACCACCUUAAAUUUCCAAGGAAACUAUAUUUCAUACAUUGAUGGAAAUGUAUGGAAAGCAUACAGUUGGACCAAGAAACUAAUUCUCAGUGAAAAUUAUUUGACUGAAUUACAUAACGAUUCAUUUGAAGGCCUGCUAUACCUCCAGUAUUUAGAUUUAUCCUGCAAUACAAUACAACAUAUUGAAAGACGUACAUUUGAAUCACUACCAUUUUUGCAGUAUAUAGAUCUGGGCUGCAAUUUAAUUACGGAACUGAGGCAUGGAGCAUUUCAGGCCUGGCACGGAAUGCAGUUUUUACACAACUUAAUUCUCAAUCGCAAUCCUCUGACUGCUGUCGAAGAUCCAUAUCUCUUUGAACUGCCGGCAUUAAAAUAUCUAGACAUGGGAACAACGCACAUCACACUUACAACACUCAAGAACAUUCUCACGAUGACUGUUGAACUGGAAAAACUGAUCUUACCUAGCCAUAUGGCCUGCUGCCUCUGCCAAUUUAAAAAUAGCAUUGAGGCUGUCUGCAAGACAGUCAAGCUGCAUUGCAACCCUGCAUGUCUGACUAACACCGUACAUUGUCCUGAAGAAGCAUCUGUAGGGAAUCCAGAAGGAGCGUUCAUGAAGGUGUUACUAGCCCGGAAGCAGCACACAAGCACUGAGCUGACUAUUGAGUCGGAGGCGCCCUCAGACAGCAGCGGCAUCAAGUUGUCAGGCUUUGGGAGUGAGCAGCAAGACAUCAAUGACGAGAGUGAGUGCAACAUCUUCCCUUAUUUCUCAGAAGGAAAUCUAGAUGCAGAAUCCAUAUUGUUACCAUUCGCUAAACUGCUUUUUUCAAAUGUACAAGGUGGGGAUAGGCUCCUGAGUAGUUUGAAAAACAGUAGAAAGAGCCCCUCACAGUCCAACCUUCUAGGUAACAAAUUUAAACAUCAAAUAUUUCCAAAUAAACUAGAAACUGUUGAACCACAGGAAAACAGCCUGGCAAAGAUUCACAGUGUAGGCAAAAACCUGCAGAGAGUGAACAGAGUCCUCACAGGCCCGAGGAGCAUCCAGAAAAGACACUUCAAAGAGGUGGGAAAGCACAGCACUAGGAAAGAACAGGAUGCCCAGGCAUUUGUGGACAAUGCUGCCAAAGAAAAAAGGCUUGAGAGUCCAGCCCCAAGGGAGCUGGAACAGCCUCACGUAGUGCAGGGGCCUGAGAAGGUAGCGGGAAACACCAUCUACACCAAGCCUUUGUUCACCCAGGAGCAUAAGGCAGCAGUCUCCUCUAUGCUGAAACCCUUCUCCAUGGGCGUGCCUUCUGCCUCUAGCCCUGCAAAAGCCCUACCUCAGGUCAGAGACAGAUCGAAAGACUUAGCCUACAGCAUUUUAAUGUUAGAAAUUGCAAUGGCUAGGGUUAAAAACAUGGAGGCUGCUAAACCAAUCGCACAUUCCAGAAAAAAAUACCGCUUUUAUAAAACUCGCUCCCGUGUGGCCCACAGAACACCCAAGGCCAAAAAGAUUAGAAAGUUUAGAAAGGGCAGUUAUCUCAAUAGACUGAUGCUCGCAAAGAGGCCGCCGUUCUCUGCAGAGAAGAGCCUCAUAAAUUCACAAGGGGUUUUUUCAUCCUUAGGAGACCUGAGUCCUCAAGAAAACCCUCUUCUGGAAGUAUUUGCUCCUUCAGAACGUUUUAGAGAAAACAGUCACGUAGAAGACACAGCUGCAAGAGAUGCCUCUGAAGAAAACGUUUUUAUGGAAAACACUGUUAUGCCAGAAGGUAGCAUCUCUGAAAACACAAACUACAAUCAUCCUGAGGCAGCUUCCGCUGGGACUGCAUUCAACUUAGAGCCAACUGUUACACACACUGAGACAAAAUGGGAACACAACAACGUGGGCACUGACCUGUCCCCCGAGCCCGAAAGCUUCAAUGACCCAUUGCUCUCCUCCCCAGGUGAUCAGUUUGAAAUUCAGCUAACCCAGCAGCUACGGUCCCUCAUCCCCAACGAGGAUGUCAGAAGGUUCAUGUCUCAUGUUAUCCGGAUCCUGAAAAUGGAAUGUUCAGAAACAUAUGUGCAAAUGUCCUGUGCCAAGCUCGUGUCACGAACAGGCCUCCUGAUGAAGCUUCUCAGCAAGCAGCAGGAAGCAAAGGCAUCCAAGGCAGAAUGGGAUAUGGACCAAUGGAAAACUGAUAACCAUAUUAAUGAGAGUGAACAGAAAGAGCAGAAGUCGAGUGAGCUCAUGAAAGAAGUUCCACGAUACGGCCAUAACAACAACGUCAUCUUGACAAUAUUUGUGACUGUAACACUAACACUUUGGAUUAUAAUGAUUUGUCUGAUUGAGAUUCUUGCCCACAAAAGGGCAUCAAAGGAACAUGAAGAAGACUCAUCAAUGUGAGACCCCUGAGCCCAAGUUAAGGCAUCUGGAUGGCCUGGAGCCACGUUUUUAAAAUUUUAUUAUUAAGUAUUUUUUUUUUACUGAAAUCAAUGAUUACUUUGUGGUUGUGUUCCUCAAAACGAGGAUUUUUAACAAUAAAAAUAGCUUGUCAAAUCA
This is a messenger RNA of Symphalangus syndactylus (siamang), 5133 nucleotides long. Its product is annotated as leucine-rich repeat-containing protein 37B-like. Gene Ontology annotation, molecular function: protein binding. NCBI's taxonomy places the organism in Eukaryota, Metazoa, Chordata, Mammalia, Primates, Hylobatidae. The record is from RefSeq and is a predicted model, not a curated record.